GAAUACCAAAUUCACAUAAUUCGACACUCUCAAUCGCCGGGUCUGCGAGGCCAAGCCACACAGAGAAAGAGAAAGAGAAAGAGAGUUGAUGGAGGUGACAUCAGGUGAGGGCAAGAGCAACGGCAACUGCGUCAACAAGUCUAAACAUGAACGGCGAGUAGGCUUAAUUUACGAUCAGAGGAUGUGUAAGCAUCGAACUCCUUAUGGUGAUGAUCAUCCCGAGAAACCUGAUCGAAUCACCGUUAUUUGGAACCGGCUCGAACUCGCCGGCAUUCCCCAAAGAUGUGUGGUUUUACAUGCUAAAGAAACCGAGGAUAAAUACCUUUGCGGUGUUCACUCCAAAAACCAUGUUAAUCUGAUUCGUAAUAUAAGCUCCAAACAGUAUGAUUCAAGGCGAAAUCGGGUCGCAUCCAAGUUAAAUUCUAUUUAUUUAAAUGAAGGGUCAUCUGAAUCUGCUUACCUCGCUGCCGGCUCUGUUAUUGAGGUUGCUGAGAGAGUGGCAAAAGGGGAAUUGAAUUCUGCUUUCGCUAUUGUUAGGCCGCCUGGACAUCAUGCUGAAUAUGAUGAAGCGAUGGGAUUUUGUUUAUUCAACAACAUAGCUAUAGCAGCUAGUUUUCUACUUGAUCAAAGGCCUGAACUUGGUAUAAAAAAGAUUUUGAUUGUUGAUUGGGAUGUUCAUCAUGGUAAUGGCACGCAAAAAACUUUCUGGAAGGAUCCUCGUGUUCUGUUUUUCUCUGUUCACAGGCAUGAGUUUGGGAGUUUCUACCCUGCUAAUGAUGAUGGGUUUUACACUAUGGUUGGAGAAGGACCAGGUGCUGGCUAUAAUAUAAACGUUCCUUGGGAGAAUGGACGGUGUGGGGAUGCUGACUAUCUUGCAGUUUGGGACCAUAUUUUAGUUCCUGUUGCCAAGGAAUUUAAUCCUGACAUAAUUCUAAUAUCUGCAGGAUUUGAUGCAGCUGUCGGUGAUCCUCUAGGGGGAUGUCGGGUAACACCAUAUGGAUAUUCGGUUUUGCUGAAGAAGUUGAUGGAUUUUGCUCAAGGGAGGAUUGUUUUGGCACUAGAAGGAGGAUACAAUCUUGAUUCUAUUGCAAAUUCAGCCUUGGCUUGCAUGGAAGUUUUGCUAGAAGAUAAACCUAUUUCUGAUUUAACUGACGCAUAUCCAUUUGAGUCUACCUGGCGAGUAAUACAAGCGGUUCGUAAAAAGUUGAGUGCAUUUUGGCCAACGCUUUCAGAUGAACUGCCAACAACAUUGACCAAUCAAAAAGCUCCUCCUCAUGUUUUACUGUCAAGCUCUGAAUCUGAAGAUGAGGUUGAUGAAGCUUCGGAAAUCAUAUCAAAGGACCUAGUUCAAGCUAUUGAGGAUGUUGUUGAACCCCUUUUAAAGUUGAAGAUUGAAGAUUAUCAUGGUCAAGUCACUAGUGCCUCGUGGAGAUCAAAGCUGACCAAGACUGAGAUUUGGUAUGCUAGUUUCGGAUCAAAUAUGUGGAAGUCGAGGUUCUUCUGCUAUAUUGAAGGCGGACAGGUCAUAGGUAUGAAAAAGCCUUGUUCUGGUUCAAUGGAUAGAAACCCUCCAAAGGAGACUCGUUGGAAAACGUUUCCACAUCGUCUUUUCUUUGGUCGUGAUUUUACACAAACUUGGGGUCCCGGAGGGGUUGCUUUCCUUGAUCCUCUAAGCAACAAUGAAGAAAAAGCAUACAUGUGCCUCUAUAAAAUCACGUUAGAGCAGUUCAAUGAUGUUUUGCUGCAGGAAAAUGAUCGAGAUCAUGAUAUGAAUUGUCCUUUAUUUGAUCUAAAUGCUUUGGAUUCAAUUGCGAAUGAAGGUUCACUUAUUGUGGAGGCCGUCAAGGUAAUUCAUGUAUCUGCUGUCAAUAUUUUGGGUUUAUGCCAUCUUACGUUCAGGUGUCCACUCUCUGCAAUUGAAGGCUUUAAGUCUGGAGAGAUUCCUUUACGUGCUCCUAGUAAAGAUUAUACUGACACCUUAGUAAGAGGCCUCGUCGAAGGCAAGCAGUUAUCGGAAGAGGAGGCGACAACUUACAUUCAGGUAGCAUCUACAAAGCCCUUAUGAUUUCUGAUUGCAACUCGUUGUUGCCAUAUUUUAGAUGCUAAUUUCUCAAGUAUUUAGCCAUUGAUGGUACAGAAUUAAGCAAUUCUUGCUGCUCAAACAGUUGAUAAUAGAUGAUAUUUGAUAGGGUAAUCUCUUGCCGUUAUGUGUGA
Molecule: messenger RNA, 2214 nt
Organism: Hibiscus syriacus
Lineage: Eukaryota; Viridiplantae; Streptophyta; Magnoliopsida; Malvales; Malvaceae
Product: histone deacetylase 5-like
Biological process (GO): chromatin organization
Cellular component (GO): histone deacetylase complex
Molecular function (GO): histone deacetylase activity
Source: RefSeq, a predicted model, not a curated record